Molecule: messenger RNA, 1929 nt
Organism: Thlaspi arvense
Lineage: Eukaryota; Viridiplantae; Streptophyta; Magnoliopsida; Brassicales; Brassicaceae
Source: the annotation of a GenBank genome assembly
AUGGCUAGAGUUUUGGUUCCGCUUCUGUGUUUCAUCGGACUGCUGAGCUCGAGCUUAUGUUUGGGUGACGCCAACGACGGACGCGGAGAUCAGCCACUGGCUCAGAUUAACAUUUACCAAACAAGUCUUGCUUUGGACACUUCUGUAGCCAUUCACGCUUCCCCUCAAACUCUUGGUUUAAAGGGUGAAGAUACUGAAUGGGUACAUGUUGCUAUCUCCAACCCCAAACCCACUUCAAACGAUUGGAUCGGAGUUUUCUCGCCAGCAAAAUUCGACGCAUCUACCUGUUGGCCAACAAAUGGCAAAGAGCCAGCUCCUUACAUUUGCUCAUCUCCCAUCAAGUACAUGUAUGCGAACAAAUAUCCCGAGUAUACAAAGUCCGGGAAAGUGAUUAUGAAGUUGCAGAUUAUAAACCAGAGAGCUGAUAUCUCCUUUGCACUGUUUUCUGGGGGAAUUUCAAAUCCAAAACUUCUCGGGGUUUCGAAUCCUGUAGCUUUCGUCAACCCCAAAGCACCUGUCUACCCACGUCUUGCAUUAGGGAAGAAUUGGGACGAAAUGACUGUAACAUGGACGAGUGGGUACAACAUAAAUGAAGCUGUUCCGUUCAUUGAAUGGAGUUCGAAGGGACUUCCUAGUAGAAGAUCGCCAGCUGGAACCAUUACCUUUAACAGAAACAGCAUGUGUGGUGAUCCUGCUAGUGGCGUUGGUUGGCGCGAUCCGGGUUUCUUCCAUACCGCUUUCUUGAAAGAACUAUGGCCAAACCGCGAAUACAUAUACAGGCUAGGCCAUGACUUGGUCAAUGGUACGACAAUUUGGAGCAAGAACUACACUUUCGUUUCCUCUCCUUACCCUGGACAAGACUCGUUACAACGAGUCAUAAUAUUUGGUGACAUGGGGAAGGGAGAGCGAGAUGGCUCCAAUGAAUACAAUGAUUAUCAGCCCGGUUCAAUCAACACAACUGACCAACUCAUCAAGGACUUGAAGAACAUUGACAUUGUUUUCCACAUUGGAGAUAUCACUUAUUCAAAUGGGUAUAUCUCUCAGUGGGAUCAGUUCACAGCUCAAGUUGAGCCCGUCGCUUCUAAGGUUCCCUACAUGAUUGCGAGGUUAGUCAAUAUGGAAAGCUUUGUCAUUGUUCUUGUUCUCUACUCCUGCAGUGGAUUAAGUUACUUCUGUUUUCACACUAGUGGCAACCACGAGCGUGAUUGGCCAGACACAGGAUCUUUCUAUGGCGGUAAAGACUCUGGAGGAGAGUGUGGUGUUCCUGCAGAGACCAUGUUCUACUUUCCUGCUGAGAACCGAGCUAAAUUCUGGUACUCCGCGGAUUACGGAAUGUUCCGAUUCUGUGUAGCAGACACUGAACACGAUUGGAGAGAAGGCACCGAGCAAUACCAAUUCAUCGAUCGUUGCCUUGCCACCGUCGAUAGAAAGACUCAGCCUUGGCUCAUCUUUAUCGCUCAUCGUGUCCUCGGUUAUUCCAGUAAUGAUUGGUAUGGCAAAGAAGGAACCUAUGAAGAGCCUAUGGGAAGAGAGAGCCUGCAGAAACUGUGGCAGAAGUACAAAGUAGACCUUGCUUUCUACGGCCAUGUCCAUAACUAUGAGAGAACAUGCCCCAUUUACCAGAGCCAAUGUGUGAACAAUGAGAAGGAUCACUACUCAGGGACCUUCCAAGGAACCAUUCACGUUGUUGUUGGUGGUGCAGGAAGUCAUUUGUCUCCCUUUAGCUCAAUGGUUCCCAAAUGGAGUUUGGUAAGAGACUAUGACUAUGGGUUUGUAAAGCUGACUGCUUCCGAUCACUCAUCGCUUCUCUUUGAGUACAAGAGGAGCAGCAAUGGCCAAGUGCACGACUCCUUCAACAUCUCUAGAGAUUACAAAGAUGUUUUGGCUUGUAUUCACGAUGGCUGCGAGCCCACCACAUCAGCUUCAUGA